UUUCCCUCCCCAGGAUGUGUUUGAAAUGCGCUUUGCCAAGAUGCCGGACGAGCCGGAGGAGCCCGUGGUGGCCGUGUCCUCCCCCGCGGUGCCGCCCCCCACCAAGGUGGCAGCCCCGCCCUCCUCCAGCGACAGCAGCAGCGACAGCUCCUCCGACAGCGACAGUUCCACUGACGACUCGGAGGAGGAGCGAGCCCAGCGGCUGGCCGAGCUCCAGGAGCAGCUCAAAGCCGUGCACGAACAGCUUGCAGCCCUUUCGCAGCCCCAGCAGAGCAAACCAAAGAAAAAGGAGAAGGACAAGAAGGAGAAAAAGAAAGAGAAGCACAAAAAGAAAGAGGAGGUGGAGGAGAAUAAGAAGAGCAAAGCCAAGGAGCUCCCUCCUAAGAAGACAAAGAAGACCAACAGCAGCCACAGCAGCGUGAGCAAGAAGGAGCCGGCCCCCCUGAAGAGCAAGCCCCCACCUGCCUACGAGUCGGAGGAGGAGGACAAGUGCAAGCCCAUGUCCUACGAGGAGAAGCGCCAGCUGAGCCUGGACAUCAACAAGCUCCCGGGGGAGAAGCUGGGCCGCGUGGUGCACAUCAUCCAGUCCCGGGAGCCCUCGCUCAAGAACUCCAACCCCGACGAGAUCGAGAUCGACUUCGAGACCCUGAAGCCCUCCACGCUGCGCGAGCUGGAGCGCUACGUCACCUCCUGCUUGCGGAAGAAAAGGAAACCCCAAGUUAUUCUUAAGGUCUGAUCUCGUGCG
Molecule: messenger RNA, 745 nt
Organism: Dipodomys ordii (Ord's kangaroo rat)
Lineage: Eukaryota; Metazoa; Chordata; Mammalia; Rodentia; Heteromyidae
Product: bromodomain-containing protein 4-like
Exons: 4
Coding region: 26-736 (236 amino acids)
Biological process (GO): positive regulation of transcription elongation by RNA polymerase II; chromatin remodeling
Cellular component (GO): chromatin; nucleus
Source: RefSeq, a predicted model, not a curated record